This is a messenger RNA of Nomascus leucogenys (northern white-cheeked gibbon), 1986 nucleotides long. RefSeq names its product dopamine receptor D4 (gene DRD4). The transcript is spliced from 3 exons. Gene Ontology annotation, cellular component: plasma membrane. The coding region runs from base 345 to 1883 and encodes 512 amino acids. The record is from RefSeq and is a predicted model, not a curated record. Gene Ontology annotation, molecular function: G protein-coupled receptor activity; dopamine neurotransmitter receptor activity, coupled via Gi/Go. Gene Ontology annotation, biological process: adenylate cyclase-inhibiting dopamine receptor signaling pathway; adenylate cyclase-activating adrenergic receptor signaling pathway. Lineage: Eukaryota; Metazoa; Chordata; Mammalia; Primates; Hylobatidae.
CGAUGCCUGCGCGCUUCAGGGCCUGGUCUGGCCGUCCCGCCAUCCUUGUCGGUUUCUCGGGUUGCGGACCCCGCGCGGUGCUGGGCGAUGCUGGCCUGCCCAUGGCCACCACCUCGCUUCAUUCCAGUCUCUUUGGGCCGCCGCAUUCGUCCAUCUGCCCGUCUCUCCCUGCGCAAAAUUCCAAGAUCAGCAAAUACUGGGCACACGGUGGAGCGCUGCGGGGGCCCCCCUGAGCGCGGGUCGGGGGCGGGACCAGGGUCCGGCUGGGGCGUGCCCGAGGGGAGGGACUCCCCGGCUUGUGGCCGGGUGCUGCCCGCGGUGCUCAGCGCCCGCCCAGGCGCGCCAUGGGGAACCGCACCACCGCGGACGCGGACGGGCUGCUGGCUGGGCGCGGGCCGGACGCGGGGACUGCUGCGGGGGCAUCUGCCGGGCUGGCUGGGCCGGGCGCGGUGGCGCUGGUGGGGGGCGUGCUGCUCAUCGGCGCGGUGCUCGCGGGGAAUUCGCUCGUGUGCUUGAGCGUGGCCACCGAGCGCGCCCUGCAGACGCCCACCAACUCUUUCAUCGUGAGCCUGGCGGCCGCCGACCUCCUCCUCGCUCUCCUGGUGCUGCCGCUCUUCGUCUACUCCGAGGUCCAGGGUGGCGCGUGGCUGCUGAGCCCCCGCCUGUGCGACGCCCUCAUGGCCAUGGACGUCAUGCUGUGCACCGCCUCCAUCUUCAACCUGUGCGCCAUCAGCGUGGACAGGUUCGUGGCCGUGGCCGUGCCGCUGCGCUACAACCGCCAGGGUGGGAGCCGCCGGCAGCUACUGCUCAUCGGCGCCACGUGGCUGCUGUCCGCGGCGGUGGCGGCGCCUGUACUGUGCGGCCUCAACGACGUGCGCGGCCGCGACCCCGCCGUGUGCCGCCUGGAGGACCGCGACUACGUGGUCUACUCAUCCGUGUGCUCCUUCUUCCUACCCUGCCCGCUCAUGCUGCUGCUCUACUGGGCCACGUUCCGCGGCCUGCAGCGCUGGGAGGUGGCACGUCGCGCCAAGCUGCACGGCCGCGCGCCCCGCCGACCCAGCGGCCCCGGCCCGCCUUCCCCCACGCCCCCCGCGCCCCGCCUCCCACAGGACCCUUGCGGCCCUGACUGUGCGCCCCCCGCGCCCGGCCUUCCCCAGGGUCCCUGUAGCCCCGACUGCGCGUCCCCGGCGCCCGCCCUUCCCCAGGGUCCCUACGGCCCCGACUGUGCGCCCCCCGCGCCCGGCCUUCCCCAGGGUCCCUACGGCCCCGACUGUGCGUCCCCCGCGCCCGGCCUUCCCCGGGGUCCCUGCGGCCCCGACUGUGCGCACUCCGCGCCCGGCCUUCCUCGGGGUCCCUGCGGCCCCGACUGUGCGCCCGCUGUGCCCGGCCUUCCCUGGGGUCCCUGCGGCCCCGACUGUGCGGCCCCCGCGCCCGGCCUCCCCCCGGACCCCUGCGGCUCCAACUGUGCGCCCCCCGACGCCGUCAGAGCCGCCGCGCUCCCACCCCAGACUCCACCGCAGACCCGCAGGAGGCGGCGUGCCAAGAUCACCGGCCGGGAGCGCAAGGCCAUGAGGGUCCUGCCGGUGGUGGUCGGUGGGUUCCUGUCCUGGGGGAAGGGGGGGAGGGGAGUACGAGGCACGGAUGGGCGGGGGGCGCUAACGCGGCUCUCGGCGCCCCCAGGGGCCUUCCUGCUGUGCUGGACGCCCUUCUUCGUGGUGCACAUCACGCAGGCGCUGUGUCCUGCCUGCUCCGUGCCCCCGCGGCUGGUCAGCGCCGUCACCUGGCUGGGCUACGUUAACAGCGCCCUCAACCCCGUCAUCUACACUGUCUUCAACGCCGAGUUCCGCAACGUCUUCCGCAAGGCCCUGCGUGCCUGCUGCUGAGCCGGGCACCCACGGACGCCCCCGGGCCUGAUGUCCAGGCCUCAGGGACCAAGGAGACGGGGAGGGCGCUUUUGUACGUUAAUUAAACAAAUUCCUUCCCAAA